AUGCCAGUCCUGAAACCCACGUGCGGAGAGCGCCAGCUCCACAGCCGGAGAGGCCACAGCGAUGAGAAGCUUGUGCAGCAUAGCCAGAGGGUGGUUCCGGCUCUUCACCACUCAGCGACGGAGACCCAGCGCAGCCGGGUACCUACAGACAUAAACAGAUA
Rangifer tarandus platyrhynchus (Svalbard reindeer) is the source of this 161-nucleotide messenger RNA. Lineage: Eukaryota; Metazoa; Chordata; Mammalia; Artiodactyla; Cervidae. The record is from the annotation of a GenBank genome assembly.